GAGCAGAUAGAGAUAUUCGCCACGUCACUCUGAGGGGGCGCUGAUCCUGAAAGCACUUAGCAGAAUCUGGGACAGCACAGCAGCCACGUGAUGGAUAUAGUGAAGAAACUUUGGUAGACUCCAAGAGUAAGCAGCAACCCUGCGUAUAUACCCACACCUUUGAGGUCAUACUUGUGCAGUAGUACUGCUUUUGGGGGAUCCUAAAUAUCGCAGGAGUCUCAUGUGAGCGUGUGCGUCCGUCCGUCCGCCAAAAACCCACCCAAAUCCGAAAAUCGCCAACACAGCCAUGCCUUCCACUUCGUUCUUGGGCAAGUUCGACUUUGAGAGAUCGUGCGCCGAACUGCCCAGUGUCUUUUGCAAUAGCUGCGGGCGCAUCCUGUCCGAGACAGGUGGUUCCAAACAUGUUUGCAAGACAACACCCAAGCAGAUCCACGGGUAUCCAAUGUGUUACCUGCCUCAUACCAUAAUCACAUCCGACCUUGGGUCUCCAAAAGCCAACUUCCAACUCCAAUUCAAUCGGUUUCUGUCAGAGGACUCGGAACUCGCUGUGUUCUCGCUCGGACAGGAGGCUCCCGUGUCGGAAAAAUGGCAGGAAGAGCAACGCGCUGGAUACUUCUCCCGAAUCUUUUCCAACCCAUCCUCUCAGUGCAAUGCCAUGGCCAGUGUGGGGUCAUAUUGGCCAUUUGGACUCUCGAAUCGGGUGAUUCGGUACUGGAAUGUUGAUGACGGAGUCAUCCUGGUCGACUGGGGCAAGAUGUACACCGACUAUUUCACGCAGGCCAAAAGCUGCAAGAACAAGAGAAGGAUUGAGCGCAUCGUUCGACGUUUUCGAGAGUUGGAAGCAGAAAGAUUGCGGCAGGACACUCAGGGACGCUGGGUGCUGUAUGGCGACAGGGACAUUUUCCCGGCAACUCAUGCAGAGAUCGCCAUGGCUUGCAGGUACGAGGGGCCCAGGAGCGACUUUGAACAUCGCUUCGACCCAAAGAAGGAGCGCAUGAGCCCCCACGAAUUGGCCUUGCGGGUGGGAGACUCGAUAUGCUCUGCGGGUGAAGCCAUCAGGGGACGUGACGGAAAAGCCAAGGUGUACGAAGAAGAAGCCGAGAAGACAGAGUAUCCGAAAGGAUAUGCGUCAAUGUGGAACAGAUCGAGCUACCUCAAGUUGUCGUAG
Molecule: messenger RNA, 1168 nt
Organism: Exserohilum turcica Et28A
Lineage: Eukaryota; Fungi; Ascomycota; Dothideomycetes; Pleosporales; Pleosporaceae
Exons: 1
Coding region: 287-1168 (293 amino acids)
Source: RefSeq, a predicted model, not a curated record